GGGGAAAAAUGGGAGGUUAGGGGUGAAAUAUGAUCAUCCUGGGGAACAAGACUCCAGAGGUUUGAUGAUUAAGCGUCAAGACUGGCUUAGACCUGGGGGGGCAAAACCAAAAGUGGUCGAGGAGAGGCUACUCUCCAGCCAGGUAGGGCAAACUCCUCCAGAGAUGGAGUGGAAACUUGAGCGCACCGCCCGGAGGAGGGUCCGGACCGGAGAAGAGAUCCUAUGGGAGGAGGUCAUGCGGGUGCUCGCCAAAGACAUGAAACAGAAGAGAGGUCAAGAUUCUCCCAAGGUAUUUGAUGCAGUUAAUCCAACAUACUCUAACUUCAAGAGCAACUUUGCGAAGAGGCUAUCGGCUGAAGUUCCUGUUGCCAGUAGCCCAAUUACCACAAGAUGGCGGCAAAGCCAAACCAGGGAUGUGGCAGCCCAUUCCUUUGGGGGAGAGCAUUCAACAGCUGACCUCCCAGAAACUGUGCUGAAGAUAACUCCUGAGAAAGAGACCUUGAUUCCAGGAUCCUACAAAGAGCCACCGAAGACCCCCAACAAAGGAAGUUUUGAAACAAAUAGCUCUGCUCUCCAUUUUUGCAAGGCACCUCAUGCACUGGAUGGAGGCAAGAGGAAAACUGUUGCCUCAAAAGGCCAGAAAUGCUUAAACCGGCUAUUAUCGACCCAGAAAGUGGCUCAGCAGGUUAAUGGGAAAAUGCAGCUCUGCGAGCAAUCCCAAUGCAUUUGGAAAGGCUGCAGUGAUGGAGUCAGAGAUGAAUACUUCCACAUUCAAAGGUUCAGUGAUAUAAACUAUUCCAUACUCCAACCAGAGGUGAAGAUUCAUCUUACCGCUCUUCGAAAUGACUAUUAUCUGAAUAUCCUAGACUGGAAUUUGCAAAAUCUUGUUGCUAUAGCCCUUGGAUCUUCUGUAUACAUCUGGAAUGGGGAUAAUCACAAUACGAUUGAAAAUAUAGACUUAAGUGUCACUUGUAACUAUAUAUCUUCUGUGUCCUGGACAAAAGAGGGAACCUGCCUGGCAGUUGGCACCAGCGAGGGAGAAGUGCAAUUAUGGGAUGUGGUCACUAAAAAGCGACAGAGAAAUAUGCUUGGUCAUUUGUCAGUAGUUGGGGCUCUAAGCUGGAAUAACUACAUCCUUAGCAGUGGGUCGAGACUGGGCCGUGUUUAUCAUCACGAUGUUCGGGCAGCCCAGCACCAUGUUGGAACUCUUCACCACAAGCAAGCUGUGUGUGCCCUGAAGUGGUCGCCGGGUGGCAGGCUGCUUUCCAGUGGCUGUAGUGACGGACUGCUGACUAUAUGGCCCCAUGAUCCAGGUGUGAAUGCACAGGGUCACCCGCUAAACGUCAUACCCCAACCUACAGCAGUCAAGGCCAUGGAUUGGUGUCCCUGGCAGUCUGAAAUCCUCGCUGUUGGAGGAGGAAUGAAGGAUGGACACUUACACAUCCUGGACAUCAAUACUGAGCAGAGCAUCCAGGCCCCAAGCACAAACUCACAGAUUUGUUCCCUAAUCUGGCUACCUAAGACAAAGGAGAUCGCAACUGGCCAAGGGUCUCCUAAGAAUGAUGUGACUGUGUGGUCCUGUCCUGCUCUGGCCAGGUCACGUGGCUUUUUUGGCCACCGAGGCAGAGUGCUGCACCUGGCUUUGAGUCCAGACCAGACCCGGGUUUUUUCUGCCGCAGCUGAUGGCACGGCCUGUGUGUGGAAUUGCUGCUAGUCACUCAGCCCCUCUCAGCUUCAGCUUCCUGAUUUCUACGUGAGAAUAAUGAUGUUGGCCUUGCCUUCUCCAUGGUGUGGUCAUGAGGCUCAAACAAGAUGCCGUGCUUUUCCUGAGGUGAAUGCCUGUUCUCCCGACCUUCCUUCUCAGGUUACUUCACUUGCUCUGCUUCGUUCCAUUGCAUUUCCCAGACACCGUCUCUGACUCUAUGCUUCUCUCUCUGAUUUCCCCCUCCUCUUCCCCUUUUCUUCUUCUUCUCUCUCUGUCUUUUCCUCGUUAGAGGUGCAUUUUCACUGCUAUAGUCACAAGACUAUCUACAGCAAAGAUUUCUAAACGCUUCUUUGUCGCUCGGCUUUUCUCCCAAGCUCCAGCCUCAUACUUGUUUGUCUCUGGAUAUUUCUUUUCUGAGAUAUUUUUUUUGUCUUUAGCUCAAACUCAAUACAUUAAAAACACAACUUAUUCACUUGAAAAACAUUGAUUAAAGUGCUGCUCUAUGUUAAGCAUGCGUAUUAUUUCCUCUCAAAAAGAGGACUUCUGUGGGACUCCCUUUUCUCUUAUCAUGGUGUCAUCUUUAUCCUGGUCCUCCCAUUACUCAGGGAGCCUCCUGGUUAUUCAGUUUACCCCUUGUUCUCUGUUUGUUGUUUUACCCUUGUAAUGUCCUGCAUACCUGAUGACCAGUUUGUAGUAAUUGCCUUCUAACUGGCUUCCUGUCUUUAUUCUUCAUGGGUCUCCACGUUACUGCUAGGUUACAUUUCUAAAAGCAUCGUGCUGGUCCUCCCGUCCCCUGCUCAUAGACUCUCAAUGACUCCCAUGACCUAACCCCCUAGGCCUCCACCUCGGAGUCCUGAGCCCAGAACCUGAAGUUGGGGACCUGUACCAGUUAUGGCUCUGCCAUAAACUUGCUGAGUGACCUUGGGUAUGUCACAACAUUUGCAAGAAUAGGAAUUUGGAUUUGAUAACUGCUAAGGUUUCUUCAAGCUUGAUCAGACCACUGUUCUAUCUUUUUUUUUUUUUUGCGGUACG
Molecule: messenger RNA, 2737 nt
Organism: Delphinapterus leucas (beluga whale)
Lineage: Eukaryota; Metazoa; Chordata; Mammalia; Artiodactyla; Monodontidae
Gene: CDC20B
Product: cell division cycle 20B
Biological process (GO): positive regulation of ubiquitin protein ligase activity; positive regulation of anaphase-promoting complex-dependent catabolic process; anaphase-promoting complex-dependent catabolic process
Cellular component (GO): anaphase-promoting complex
Molecular function (GO): protein binding; ubiquitin ligase activator activity; anaphase-promoting complex binding
Source: RefSeq, a predicted model, not a curated record